GGCUGUCAUAACGAGGGUCAUUUUCGUCAUUUUAGCAAUGUCCAGAAGUGCUAGGGUUUCGAGUCUCAUUUAUAAAGCGUUUUAUCAGAUCUGCUGGCGUUGUGUGCGUGUGUUGUGUGGUGCGUAUGCGAUUGUGUCUGUGUCGGUUUCAAUUCUUCAAUUUUCGCAUCUCUCCCUCCCCUCUCUUUGCACACUCACACCCACACACUCUCUCUUUCACAUGUCGGUUUCUCUUUUAGGUCAUUACCAAUACCUGAUUACGUGCUUAUUCUUGAUCCUUUGAUCAUUUCCGUAUACCAAAAAGCCUUCCUUCUAUUUUGCCCUGAUCCCUUCUCUUAGAUCCCUUUCUGUCACUUGUUCAGUCAUUAGUGCUUCUUAGUUGCAUACUCACUCGAGGCCUAUCAACUUCAGUCCAAUCACCGAUUUUGUUUCUCAAUACCCAUUUCACCUUACCACCUUUUCUCAUCUGGGUUCGCUUUAGAUCUCACAUACAGCUCAUAAAAAUGUUGGAUCCAAGUGAAAAAAUAUUGGAGUUUGAGGAUAUGAGUAGCAAAUCAGCAGAAGGAGAAAAUCAACAAAAGAAAAGUUGUGCUGAUUGUGGUACUACUAAGACACCGCUUUGGAGGGGUGGCCCAGCUGGCCCUAAGUCACUGUGUAACGCUUGUGGUAUUAGGAGCAGGAAAAAGAAAAGAGACAGUCUGGGUCUGAAUAGAGCAUCAUCAAAUCCUGACAAGAAAUCAAGAAAACACAGUUCAAGCAAUGGAAGCAGCAACAAUCAUAAUAGCAAUAACAGUAAUAGGUUAGGAGAUGGGUUAAAGCAAAGACUGUUGGCUUUGGGUAGAGAAGUAUUGAUGCAGAGAUCGAGUGUGGAGAAACAGAGAAGAAAGUUAGGAGAAGAAGAACAAGCUGCUGUGCUAUUAAUGGCUUUAUCUUAUGGCUCUGUUUAUGCUUAGGAAAAUAAUUUUAGGAGAGAGAAGAGAAUUUGUUUUUGUAUUAGCUAGCUGACCCAAAAUUAAGUUAAGUUGUAUGUUGUGAUUUUUGGUUCUUGAUUAGUUAAUUUUUUUUAGGUGUUUAUUUUCUUGGGCUAACUGUAUUUGGGGAGUUUGGAAGAAAUGCAAGGAGUUGAUAAUUGUCAAUUCUAUUUUUCCUAACACAUUAACUCAAUUCAAUGUGUGUUUGGAUCA
Molecule: messenger RNA, 1184 nt
Organism: Ricinus communis (castor bean)
Lineage: Eukaryota; Viridiplantae; Streptophyta; Magnoliopsida; Malpighiales; Euphorbiaceae
Product: GATA transcription factor 15
Exons: 3
Coding region: 504-953 (149 amino acids)
Biological process (GO): regulation of DNA-templated transcription
Molecular function (GO): sequence-specific DNA binding; zinc ion binding
Source: RefSeq, a predicted model, not a curated record